AUGUCCAUUAGCUACAGUAACUCAAUUAUCCAACUACAAACUGCUUCCCAAUUGCCGAUCGCGAUUGCGCGACAGUGCGAAACCUGCGCCCUCCUCAAAUAUGCGACGAAGCUUUCAACAAUUCUCUCGGUAACAAUGUCAUCGGCGAAGAACCUCGUUGAGUUUCCCGACGUCGAAGCGAAACUUCAGAAGGCCCCUAAGCAAUCCGCUUUCGAGAAACAGAGAGCUGAAGCCGAAGCCAAAAAAGCCCGGGAGGCCGCCGAGACCGCUGCAGUAUACCAAGAUUUUGUCAAGAGCUUCGAUCAUGACGACGAUGACACAGGGAGCGGCCGCUAUGGCUCAUUCCCUUCACAACGGCCACCGAAAGGCCCUGGUUUUGGCGCGCCGCUGGGAGGCGCUGCCGCUUCGAAGCGACAUUUCGGUGCAUCCGCACUGAAGAGCGGCCCAGGGAGCUUAGGGCCUGUAUCCGGCUUUAAGAGUGGCCCCGGCAGCUUAGGACCCCCGCCAGGGUCAUUCGGAAGGAAGAGAGGGUUCGACGCAUACCGUCAAGAGAGGGAUAGAGACGGCAGGCUGGGGUUUGAUGACCGGGACGAGCCAAAGUCGGUAUCGAAGGCCUUCAACACCAGCGAUGACGAGGAGGAAGGCGGGUCGGACCCAAGGGAGGCCAUGGGUGUAGCCAAGCCAACCUUGCGCUUAUCUCAGCUGCCUCCAGGUACCUCUCCAGCGUUCAUCAAAUCGCUGAUGCCAUCAAGUCUUACAGUUGAGAACGUCAAGAUUUUGCCGUCUGUUGCAUCCUCCGCCACAGAGAGGAAGUGCGCAGUGGCCAUCGUUACAUUGUCACAGGAGACACCGGCAACAGACAUUGACGCGGCAGUCAGUUCACUCCAGAAUCGCUAUCUCGGAUACGGAUUCAACCUAUCAUUACAUCGACAUCUCUCAUCAGCUGUUGCAACCGCCACGGCGUCUACGCUUGGUAGCACUUCUGGCGCAUCGCAGCCUUUUGGUGCGAAGCCAGUCGCACAGCAGGCGACACCCGGCAAUGCGCCAACGCAGCAAGCCUUCCAUCGAGGCUUUGCGCCGCCUACGUCCUACGGACCGAACUCUGGUGAAUCGCUCAACAGAAACAGCUUACUUCACGUUCCUGUCAAGCCUCCCAACGACAUAAAAAUGCUACAACUUAUCAACAAAACCAUCGAAUCAGUUCUCGAGCACGGCGUGGAGUUUGAGGCUCUGCUGAUGAGCCGUCCUGAGGUUCAGCGAGAAAAGAAGUGGGCAUGGAUCUGGAAUGCGCGUAGCGAAGGAGGCAUUUGGUACCGCUGGCGGCUCUGGGAGAUUAUCACUGGCUCUGAAUCACGGCGUAAUAAAGGAAGGUAUUUGCCCCUUUUUGACGGCAGUCACGCUUGGAAAGCACCCGAAAGGAGCCUACCGUUCGAGUUUGUUGCCAACAUUGACGAGUUUGUGUCGGACCCCGAGUACAACUCGUCAGACGACGAAGAUUUCGACGGUGACAACCGGGAGGGCCAAGGAACAGAGGCCGAAGUUACCUUCUUGAACCCGCUAGACAAGGCCAAACUAACCCAUCUCUUGGCCCGCCUCCCAACAACAUUAUCCAAGAUUCGGAAAGGAGAUGUCGCUAGAGUUACGGCUUUUGCUCUCACGCACGCAAGCAAGGGUGCCGAGGAGGUGGUGGAUAUGAUUGUGUCGAACGUUGAAAAGCCUUUUGCAUUGACGGCGGCGAACCCGGAGUUUCAAGCAAACAGCAGAGAAAAGGGCAGGCAGAGGGAUGAAUCUGAGCAAUCAGAUCCUGAGCCGGAAGACAAGGCCGACAAAGAGGGUCCAGACACAAGUGCAGCAAGCCUUGUGGGCCUGUAUGUUGUUAGCGACAUACUAUCUGCAUCUUCAAACAGCGGAAUCCAGCGGGCUUGGCGGUAUCGACAAAUAUUUGAAGGCGCACUCAAAGAGCGUAAUGUUUUUGAGGGCCUUGGCUUGAUGGCCGAAAAGUUAAACUGGGGCCGUUUGCGGGCCGAGAAGUGGAAGAGAAGUGUUGGGCUAGUUCUUGGUCUUUGGGAAGGUUGGUGCGUAUUUCCGACAGAGAGUCAGGAGUCAUUUGCCAGCAGUUUCGACAACCCGCCAUCCCUCAAGGCCCAGGAGCAAACCGAAGAUGACGCAGCCAAGAAGCGAAGAUGGAAGUUGGUUGAAACCUCGACACCAAGCGCUGAUGCCACGGCCACGGCAACUCCUGACCUUGGUGUGCCUCGCAGAACAACGUCAGAAAGAGAUGAUGACGUUCAAGGUGAACCGAUGGAGGAAGAAGACGUUGCUGGCGAACCGAUGGAGGAAGACGACGUCAUGGGCGAGCCAAUGAGCGAAGAAGAUGUGGAGGGCGAACCUAUGGCGGACGACGAUGUUGAGGGGGAGGCGAUGGAGGAAGACAGCCUAGUCGAGCCGGCGGAGGCUCAGACAACACCAGCCGAACCCGGCAAGGCAGAAGCAGCAGCGGAGAGCGCGGAUGGCACCUCCAAUCCACACACGGUCGGAAGAUUGCAGCUAUCAUCCAGACCCACGGGACAAACCAGGAAACGAAUGAGGGCAGUGGAUAUGUUCGCCGACUCCGGGGAGUCGGAUGAGGGAAACUAA
Molecule: messenger RNA, 2637 nt
Organism: Colletotrichum truncatum
Lineage: Eukaryota; Fungi; Ascomycota; Sordariomycetes; Glomerellales; Glomerellaceae
Product: coatamer subunit protein
Biological process (GO): RNA processing
Cellular component (GO): nucleus
Molecular function (GO): RNA binding
Source: RefSeq, a predicted model, not a curated record